AUGACCGGCAUGGACUCGUACCACCGAUUUGUCGUCGAAUCCACCACUCCGUCGCCGACGCCGACACCCACGCCGACGCCGCCGCCACCGCCGCCGCCGCCGCCGCCGCCGCCGCCACCGUCACGAACAACAAAAGUCGACGCCACGGCGCGCCCGUACCACGGUCACUCCCGUUCCUUCAGCACACCUCGCCCUUGGGCGGUUGACCCGCCUUCUUCGGUUAGUUACAGCGGCACCGAAUCGCUAGGUCAGCCAAAGCUGCCAGAGAUCACCGUGACUAGUCCCGGAAGGACACAAACGGUCGCCCCGCGAUAUUCUCUCACCCCCCGACAGUCGUCAUCCAAUCCACCAGCAGCACGGAGGCCAGCUAUUCCAGCCGUAGGGUUGCCUCCGCCGAUACGGCAGCUUCCGCUGCCGCCGGCCCAGAGAACCAACCACCGCCCUCAACCAUCACAGUCAUCGAUACCACCACCGACAACAGCCUCCACCGACGACGCCCGAAAACGAGAUGGACUCAUCGACGUUGCCCUACCGUAUCGGCCGUUUUACCUGCAAAGAAGGGUUCUCGUCUCCUUUGCCCUCCUCUUUGCCGGACUUUUGGUCGCCGUCGAGGCUGUACUGGACUUGUCCGACAAAAGAGGAGGACUCGGCUCGCCUGACCACGGCUUCAGGUACGUGUGGCAGUAUGGCUCUGCCUUCAUCUUUACCUGCAUCGCCGCUCUCUGGUCGAGGCCCGAACACCAAGCCCGGUCAAGCGCGCCGUGGCUCCGCAUGGCCAAGGGCCCUGCGAGCGUCGACCGGACCUUGAUGCUCGACUACGUCUGCGUGUUCGAACCCUUGGCCAUCGUUAAGGCGGUCAAGAACCGAGACUGGCUCGUUGCGGCGACAGUCACCGUUGGCUUAACGCUGAAGCUCAUCGUUGUCAUCGCCGUCGCCCUGGUCAGCCCGACGUUUCAGAUUGUCACGGUUCGGGGGACCGGCUUGGACCUGGACAACAAGUUUGUGAACGACCCUACCGGCUUACAGAAUCCCGGGUCACUGCCCUUCUUCACCAUGGCUGCCUUGCAGACGAAAGGUCUGAACUUUCCCGACGGCACCUCGAAGCGGUUUGCCUUCCAGCUUUUCUCGGCAGAUUUGCCCACCACCGCCGAGCUGCAGACCAAUGUGGACGGCUUCGGAUCCGACAUCGAUUGCGAGCCUGCCCAACUCAACCUGACCGGAAUACAGUUCGUCCAGGCGACGGACGUUCAGCUCAAUGUCACCGUGUCGACCCCUACCUGCCUCAUGAACCAGACGAUACCGAACAUGGCUCUCGUUGGCGCGACGCUGCCCACGUUUUUUAUGACCUUCCAGCCAGGCUUUUGCGGAAAUUCGCCCUCGCCCUCGCCCAACGAUGGACGGGUUGUCGUCAUGACCGGCGCGAUCGCUAUUGACCAGUCCUCCGUCCCCAGCCAGGGCGGCGUCUCCAACGUUCCCAUUUCAGGUACCGUCACGAGAUCGGCGGCUCUCAUCUGCCGCCCCUCGUACUUCCUGACCAGGGUCCAUGUUACCAAGAAUAACACUCAGCUUAUCAGCAUCGAACGGAACCCCUCGGCCAAUAACAAGACGCUCGACAAGGUUCACCCGUGGGAUAUUGCACAAGGGCACUUCGGCUCCUACCCGACCGAUUCGCAGAUUCUCGGCGCCAUCCCCAACGUCAACAGCCGGUACCCCGGCGUCGCGAACGUUUCGUCCAACCCAGUCAUGAACGCGGCCGUUGCCAUGGAGGUCAAAGAUCACGGCGUGCCUCCGAUUGAAACGUUCCUGAAAACCGAGAACCUGACGGCGAUAUCCACGGCGUACUGGCGUCAAUACACUGCGCUUGUCGCGCGCAACGCGUUGAUGGGGGAGACGCAGGAAAAGUCCACCGGCACGGCUGUCAUCAUCGGCGAGCGCCUCAACGUCCGCCCGAUUCCUGCUCACUUACUGUCUGGGCUUCUCGGCUUCGUUAUCGUCCUUGUCCUAGCUGCGGUCGCCUUCGCGCCGGCAAAGGGCUUUCUCCCUCGCGAUCCGAACUCCAUCAUCAACAUGGCCACUCUGCUUGCCCAUAGCCGCCAGCUUCUCCAGUGUCUGCGCGGCACAGGCGCCGCCAAUAUAUCUAGCAUUCGUGAAAGGCUUCUGGGAACGGACUACUACGCCGGAGUCGAACCAUACGAAAAGGCGGAGAAGUCUGCGCAGGGGUACUUCAAGAUCUUUGGCGGCGCACCUCCCUCGCAGAAUGCACCGCCCGAGUUUGUGCGGAACGCCGACUGGAGGCACCCGCCGCCGCUGCAUCCCUGGGCGCGACUCGCUGCAGUAGUCGUAAUGUUUGGCAUGGUCAUCUCCCUCGAGGUGGUCCUGCGCGUGUCCGAUGUCAACAGCGGCAUCGCCACCGUCAAGGCCAAUACCGACAGACACUUUCUGUGGACUACCGGGACCGGAGUCAUCUUUGGCUUGGUAGUACUCUACCUCGCCACCGCAGACUGCGCAACGCGCUGUCUGGCCCCUUACGCCAAGCUCAAAGAAGGCGGUUCCUUUGAGACAACGGUCGGCCUCGACUUUAUGGACAAGUCGAAGUUCAGGAUUCUCUACGACGCCUUCAGGACGAAAAAUAUCGCCGUCGUCUUCACCACGACGGCGCUACUUGUAUCAUCACUUCUCGCGACCUUCUCAGGCGCGUUGUACAGUACGACGCCGAUACCCUCCACGCGUCCGGUCACCCUUCAGAUCACCGAUAGUUUCACAAACGCCUCCUCGCCGUGCCCGACCUGCAUCACCGACACGCUCCUAGCCUCUCUGGUACUCGACGCUAACCUGACGUUUCCCUCCUUUACGUUUGAGGACCUGAACUUCAACAGCCUCCGGCUCACGGAGCAGCUCGACAUGCAGGACGGCGCCGCGGCCAUCAUCGUCACGCUGCCCGCUAUCCGCUCGCGGCUCGACUGCAGGCUCUACCCACAGUCCGAGAUCAACACCAACUUCACUCUCACGAACUGGACGAACCAGUCCAUGGAGGAGGAGAUGCAGGUUCGAAUCACCGGCGAGCCAUGCUUAGAUCCUUCAAUCAGGUCCAACGCAUUGUCGCCGUCUAGCGGGUCGUCUUCCUCCGUCUUUGGUGUCGCCACUCCGCGAUCCGCUGCGUCGACUCAGUGCUCCGACUUCACAUACGUCUGGGGCCAGCUCAACGAAAAUGCUCCGGCUCAAGUGGGUUAUAUCUCGGCGAUGGGCUGCAACGAGACGCUCGAGAGCGUCAUGGCCAAGGUCCGUCUCACGGGCCAAUCGUUGCGCAUCGACCCGACGUACCCGCCGGUUGUGCAAGAGAGCACGGCCAGGCCGGUGAACUUGGACCUCCUGCCACUCCAGUACGGCCUGCUCGCCAGCCUCUCAACGGGCAACCAGCUCGAUCCAUUCUUUAGCUCCCUCGUCGCGUCCCGCUUCGCUGUCCCCGCAAGCGAUCUUGGUGACCCGAGCCUCGGCAAGAGUGGUCUCGUCGCUGAUGCCAUCGUCCGGCAGCACGGCAUCAUCCGCGCGCAGAACAUCAACGUCAACUCCCGGCGCCGCCUCCCGGAUAUUUCUGCCCAGGCAACCAUCCCCGCUAUGCUCCAGUCCACCUCCGUCACCUCCUUACGGAGACUCGUGCAGGACAAGGCCUCGACGCGCAUCAUCCAGUCGGUACUGGUCCUGCUCAUUGUCCUCACGCUGGUAGCCUGGCUCCUCACGCCCGGCACCGACACGAUCCUGCCGCGGAACCCGUACAGCAUCGCCUCAGUGGCGGCGCUGCUCGUCGACGGCAACGUCUUUGGUUUCCUCGGACGGGGCGCCGAGUGGCAGGUGACGGACGAGAUGAAGAGGAGCUUCCUGGACGGCAGCCACUCCAUGGGGUUCAAGAUUGGAUACGAGCGUGUGAGGAAGCGGAGGGGCAUCGAAGACCUCAACGGGGUCAAGAACGACGGGAACGUGGCGUACGGGAUUAACGUCAAGCGUGGCGGCGGAUGGGGAGGCGGAGAGGAUGUUGGCCUCGGGAUUUUAGCGCGCGUGAACCGGGCGCAGAGGCAAUUCGUCAGGGGAUGGGGUAAGAUGUGA
This is a messenger RNA of Colletotrichum graminicola M1.001, 4101 nucleotides long. RefSeq lists its product as uncharacterized. Lineage: Eukaryota; Fungi; Ascomycota; Sordariomycetes; Glomerellales; Glomerellaceae. The record is from RefSeq and is a predicted model, not a curated record. The transcript has a single exon. Bases 1 to 4101 code for a protein of 1366 amino acids.